AUGUCAGACGGGAUUUUGGACCGACUCGUCAAGGCGAUAGAGAAGUUGUCUUCAAAUGGGGACCAACUUCCAAAGCCAGAAAAACUGAAGAUGUAUGACGAUUAUGAUCUCUGGGAGGAUCGAAUGAAGUUGUACCUCGAGUCCAUCAGCGAAGGGAACCGGUCACUGGCCAUCCUUGGCCAACUGGACAGUGAGGUCUACGCCGUUGCCAGAGCGGCCAACAUCACUCCUUCGCUGACUACCGCGACAAUCUUCGAGCGUCUUCGGCGAGAAUUCGGUCGCUCUUCCAUGCCAUGGGUUGCUCGCGCAACACUGAGGGAACGUCGCCAGCAUUCUGGAGAGUCAGUGGUCGACUUCCAGCGACACUUACGUGUCUUGGCCAAGCACGCAUACCCAGACGGCUCUUGCGCUGCCCUGGAAGACAGGAUUCUCGAUAACUUCGUCGAUGGUGUUGCCAACCCAGACAUUCGACGCAAGAUCAUGCUGGAUCCACCCAAAACCCUCAAAGCGGCACUCGACAUCGCCCGCGAUUAA
Molecule: messenger RNA, 534 nt
Organism: Spirometra erinaceieuropaei
Lineage: Eukaryota; Metazoa; Platyhelminthes; Cestoda; Diphyllobothriidea; Diphyllobothriidae
Source: the annotation of a GenBank genome assembly